Molecule: messenger RNA, 1967 nt
Organism: Syngnathoides biaculeatus (alligator pipefish)
Lineage: Eukaryota; Metazoa; Chordata; Actinopteri; Syngnathiformes; Syngnathidae
Gene: lrrc17
Product: leucine rich repeat containing 17
Exons: 5
Coding region: 262-1593 (443 amino acids)
Cellular component (GO): plasma membrane
Molecular function (GO): protein binding
Source: RefSeq, a predicted model, not a curated record
AGAGAGAGAGAGAGAGAGAGAGAGAGAGAGAGAGAGAGAGAGAGAAGCCAGUUGUCCUUCACUCAUUGCUUUAAGUUUCGAGGCAGACGUUCUUGGCUUGGACGCUGCGCUCAUGUCAGGAUUAGGAGUCGGGGACGGGGGACACACCGGCGAUCUGCAGGUCCUAAUUGACCGACCCGAGCCAGAUUCCCUCCCUGGUCAGCUGUGACAAACUCAUCAAGCCAUCUUCAGAGGCUGACCUGACUCCCGUCAUCUUCCAUCAUGCGUCUCCUCGCCACACUGUGCCUCUUGCUACUCCUCCGGUUCGCCGAGCCCCGCCGAGGCCCGCGGUCCAGCAUCGCGGAGCGGGGUACCGCCCAGUGGACCCAAACACGAGGCAGGGGAAGGCCCGGCGUCGUGAGGCGCCAAACACAGGAGUGCAAGGAGUACAUGGAAGCGGGAGAUAAGUACCUCGACUGCCAGGACAGGCAGUUGACCACCGUGAUGCAAGACUGGCCCAAAGAUAUCAACCACCUGCUACUGGCCAGGAAUAAAAUCCAGGUUUUGCGGGACAACAUGUUCUCCCAGUUCACCCAACUGAAAAGCCUGGACCUCCAACAGAACGACAUCUCCAUGAUGGAGGACCGAGCGUUCAACGGCCUUUCCAAACUCAGGACACUGCUGCUGCAACACAACAGCCUGAAAACGGCCUCCGAGGAGGUCCUGCUCCCCAUGCCCCGCCUUACCUACCUCCGUCUCUACGACAACCCCUGGAGCUGUCACUGCCCAUUGGACAGCCUGCUUAGAACGCUGCAGGUGCCUAGUAACCGCAACCUGGGCAAUUACGCCAAGUGCGCAGAGCCCCUUUCGCUGAAGGGCCAGAAGCUGAAGAAGCUGAACGUGGACUCGUUGUGUGCAGGUGACAACCAGGUGGAUGAGACUCAACCUAAGCCACCAAUCAAAAAGACAGUGGCCACAUCCAUGUGCCACACUUACAUGUUCCCCAAACCUCUGCUGGACUGCAGCAACAAAGGUUUGAGCAACGUCCCGUCCGACCUGCCUUCCGACAUCGUGAAGAUGGAUCUGUCCGGCAACAACAUCAAACAUCUCAAGCCCAAGCAGUUCCUGCAGUCCAAAGACCUCAAGUUCCUCAACCUCAGCAGCACCAGCCUGAACCAAAUAGACACAGGUGCAUUUGCAGGGCUGCUGUACCUCCGCGAGCUGGACCUGUCCAACAACAACCUCCACUACUUCCAGUACGCCGUCCUGGAGGACCUCUACUUCCUGCGUAAACUCUCUCUUGGCAACAACCCGUGGAUCUGCGACUACAACAUCCACUACCUGAUCUACUGGCUCAAGCUGCACCCCGGCGUGGCCCACACGGGCCUCACCUGCGCCGAGCCGCGGGAGUUCCGGGGCUGGCGCGUGGCGGACUACGUCAAGACGUACAACGGGGAGUGUCCCAAGGAUGUGCAGACAGCGGGGGGCAACGGGGGACAGGGGGAGAUGGAGAAUGAGGCCCAAGAGCUGGUGAGGGAGACGGAAGAAGGGGUCCGACCGCGGCCCCUGAAAGAGCGAAAUCUGAAAAAAUUUGAAAUUAUCAGGUUGAGUUAAUCUCGAGGUCGAAUUCUGGUUUAUGGUUUUUGCGCAGGGGAUUUUAGUCUGGGAUCAGGCUGAAGAAUUAUCACAGGUCGACUCAGCGAUUUUUGCUUUUGAAAGGAGACAAUGGUACGUUUCGUCCAAUGCAUUUUGCAAUUCAUGUAAAUAAAAAGGGGAGUCUUUUAAGGGGCGUCAGAAUCCUCAAAAGGGAUCCUUGAAGUGUCCCGUUGCUGUGCUUAGUCAACUUUAGGUUUGUGCGGAACUUUUCCUCAACGGGAGUUGUAUUCCCAAGAUAAAACAUCGCCCCCAGCUGCUCACAAAAACGAACUACAGGUGCUUGAUCUCGAAACCUUUUUUGUACUGAUGAAUGAAUGAGUGAUGCUCUGGAU